AUGCGCUGGACGUGGACGUCCAGCGGCGGCGGGGGAAGGGGCGAGGAGCCGCGCGCGGCGGUGACGCCGUUCACGCGCGAGUCGGCCAAGCGCGCCGGGUCGCGCGGCGCGCAGCUCGUGCGGGAGUUCGGUUUUAUGCCGCGCCGCCGCCUUAGCGUCGAGGAUGGCGCACGGCUGCCCCGCAAGUACGAGCCCUUCCCCCCCAACCUCUACGGCCGCCCUCUCGAGGAGAUCGACAACUUCAUUUACGAUGAGACAUUUUGCGUGGUGUCAAAGCGAUUUCGCAAGAACUACAUUCAUCGGUUCACAGCAACCCGGUCUCUUUUCUGGUGGUCACCGUGGUCCCCCGUUCGGAGAGCCUGCGUCUAUUUUUCCACGAAUCAGUACUUCGACUACUUCGUCAUGGCUACCAUUCUGCUCAACUGUGUCUUCCUCGCCAUGUCGGAGACUGUUGAAGAAGCUGAGUACAUAUUCCUAGCAAUAUACACAGCAGAGAUGAUAAUAAAAUGCAUAGCAAAGGGCUUCAUACUGAACAAAUACACCUACCUGCGGAACCCUUGGAAUUGGCUGGACUUUGUGGUGAUCACUUCUGGCUACGCCACCAUCGGCAUGGAGGUCGGCAACCUGGCUGGCUUGAGGACCUUCAGGGUGCUGAGGGCGUUGAAGACUGUUUCUAUCAUGCCCGGUUUAAAGACCAUCAUCAACGCAUUGCUCCACUCCUUCAAGCAACUGGCGGAGGUCAUGACCCUCACGAUUUUCUGUCUGAUGGUGUUCGCGCUGUUUGCACUGCAGGUCUAUAUGGGGGAGCUGAGGAACAAGUGCGUUAAAAAUCUCGUCUUACCACCUGGAGAGAAUUUCACUGAUGAACUUUGGGCGCAGUGGAUAAAGGACCCACUGCACUGGAUGGUGGACAACGAUGAAGUGCCUAUAAUUUGCGGAAAUCUGACCGGGGCAAGACAUUGCCCGUUGGAGUACACCUGCCUGUGUGUGGGGCCCAACCCUAACCAUGGAUUCACGAACUUCGACAACUUCUUGUGGUCGAUGCUUACUACUUUCCAGUUGAUUACGCUGGAUUAUUGGGAGGAUGUGUAUGAUAUGGUACUGUCAUCAUGCGGGCCAAUGUCAGUAUCUUUCUUCACUGUGGUGGUAUUCUUCGGGUCGUUUUACCUCAUUAACCUGAUGUUGGCUGUCGUCGCCCUCAGCUACGAAGAGGAGUCGCAGAUUACGCAAGAGGAACGCAAAAAAGACUUGAACGAACAUCGCGACGACUCUACAUUCAGUUUCGACCCGACCUCUUUGACAGUGCGAACACUUGCCAAAGAUUCAAAGAAGCGUAUCGACGCAAGAAAGGGAUUACUUCUCGCCUCAUAUUCAAGGAAAAGAACUAGAAGACGUAAACGGGGAAAGAGUGCAAUUCAUCACGCUGCCGCUGUGGCUGCAGUUGCGGAAAGAACGUCGAGAUCGCAGUCCAGGUCGCGGUCAGUGACCCCUAGUCCGUCGUCGCCGCCGCCUCCCCCGCCACCGCCACCGCCGCCACCCCCGCACACGCUGCAUCCUGACAAUGCCUUAGGUAGAGGAGGUGCUUUAAUAGCAGCAGGUCGCCAACUCAGCGAUCAUAGCAACAAUCGAGAGUCGUCUCUUGACGAUUCUGGAGUUGUAGAUGACCACGACGAUGGUGAACACACAUCUGAUGACCAGGCACAGACUCAUCCCCAUCCAAGGAGAGUGCAUCUACACCCUCCUGUACCACCAUCGUCAAAUCCUCCACCGACACCUCUACCCGUAAUACUUAAGGAACCUAAACCUCAAGAGCCAAAGCCAAAAAACGGAUCAAAAGAACAAACUCAAACAAAGCAGCCAGAGAAGACGAAAGAAAAGGAAAAACACUCUGAAAGAAGUAGUAUUCAAGACAAGUAUCCCUUAAAUCCAGACUACCUCAACCAGAUUGUGGUGCUAGGGGCGGACUGGCCAUACAAGCGCGCGCCCGACCUCCCGCAAGCGGAGACGACGAAAAUUAAUGAGCUCAGUUUAUUGGCAGCCACGCACAAAACUCAUAUGGGCAAUUACGAGCAAAAUUGCACUUACUUCACAGAUGAACUUAUGGAUCGAAACAGCGAAUGCUGUGUAACCUGCUGUAUAGACUACGAGGGAUGGCUUCAGUUUCAAAACUGCUUAUAUGGAAUCGUGAAAGAUCCGCUCUUUGAGUUAUUUAUAACGACAUGUAUAGUACUCAAUACUUUGUUCCUGGCUCUGGAGCAUCACGGCAUGAGUGAGAAUGUUAGACAGGUGUUAGAUGUAGGAAAUAAGGUGUUCACGUCAAUAUUUACCCUAGAGUGUAUAAUGAAGGUCAUGGCGAUGAGUAAAGACUUCUUUGCUUGCGGAUGGAACAUAUUCGAUUUGAUCAUUGUAUCAGCCAGCCUUCUUGAUCUCAUAUUUGAGCUCGUAGACGGCUUAUCCGUAUUGAGGGGCCUUCGAUUGUUACGAGUGUUAAAGUUAGCUCAGUCAUGGACUACAAUGAAAGUGUUGUUGAGUAUAAUAAUAUCAACAAUAGGUGCUCUCGGUAAUUUGACGUUUGUGUUAGUAAUAGUUAUUUACAUAUUUGCCGUCAUCGGUAUGCAGUUGUUCUCCAAGUCUUAUACUCCGGAUAAAUUCGAACCUGAUCCAGUACCCAGGUGGAAUUUCAACGAUUUCUUCCACUCGUUUAUGAUGAUAUUCCGGAUACUCUGUGGAGAGUGGAUAGAACCUCUUUGGGAUUGCAUGAGGGCAGAACAAGCAACUGGAGCCGAAAGCUGUUUCUUCAUAUUUCUACCCGCACUCGUUAUGGGAAACUUCAUGGUGCUCAACCUCUUCCUUGCCUUGCUACUUAAUAGUUUUAAUAGCGAGGAAUUGAAGAAUAGGAAGGAGGUAAUGGAAGUCGGAGAAGAUUCCAAAUUAGCUAAAAGUUUCGAUAGAAUACGUUCUAUAGUAAGAAAAAAAGGUUUCCUUAUAUCUAGAAGUAAAGAGAGUGAAAAAAAAUCUAAGUUAGAAGAGCUAGUUAACGAAUUUAUGAUACAACAUCGCGCUAUGAAGGAUGAACACAAAUCUUCAAUACCCAGUGAGCAGAGAUACUCAUCGUCCAUACAGGAGACAGUCUUAUUCCCACACGACAAUAUUUAUAGUCAUAGUUACCAAGAAGCAUUGAAUAGGCCUAUAUCAGUAGGUUCCGACUUCGCAUACCCCCAAUUGUACCCGAGCAACUUCAACCACGGCAGCCAAGAAACUUUAAAAGACGUGCGUGAUUUGGCAAACGAACACAAAAUCACGAGCAUAAGGGAAGAUUCGAAAGAAAACCUCGACGAUACGUCAUCCGUCGACCAAAUACAAGCUCAACGGUUAUUGAAUCAAACUUCUUCGGGGUACUACACGCAGCCUUCUGAUUCAAGAGACGAAAACGAACACUAUGAGAUGGCACAAAUUUCAAGCAAAACUACACCAGAGAAAAAGAGACAAGAGCAGGAACCACCGAAUGUUUUAUGUAAGGAAAAUCAGAAACGAACGGAUAACACGGAAAUGCGCCAUCCCUGGCAAGCUUUAGUUUCAUACGUAGAUGAAUUAACCGUAGGUGCGAGGAAGAACUCCAAGGGUGAAUAUGUUGACACAGUGGGGAAAUUUCCAGGCUUUGGUAAACCAAAAGAGUCUAAAGUACCUCAAGAUUGCUAUCCACGACAGUGUUACGAUGCAUGCCCUUGUUGGGAUUCAUGUAUAGAAACUAAUAUCGGCCAGCGCUGGAUGGUCCUUCGGACCUUUGUCCUCCGCUAUGUCGAUACGCCAGCCUUCGAGUGGUUCAUCUUAGUGCUCAUCUUCGCCUCAAGCAUCACCUUAUGCUUUGAAGAUAUACACCUUGAAAAAAACAAGCCUUUAAAAAAGAUCCUCUACUGGACUAAUCUGGGCUUCUGCUUGAUCUUCGUAAUAGAAAUGUUUCUCAAAUGGAUAGCAUUGGGCUUCUUCAGAUAUUUCACCAGCUUUUGGACUUUAUUAGAUUUUACUAUAGUUUUUGUGUCAGUAUUUAGUUUGUUAAUAGAAGAAAAUGAGAACUUAAAAGUAUUGAGAUCUCUAAGAACUUUACGCGCUUUACGGCCGUUGCGUGCGAUAUCGCGAUGGCAAGGCAUGAGAAUAGUAGUGAACGCGUUAAUGUACGCAAUACCUAGUAUCUUCAAUGUAUUAUUAGUUUGUUUAGUAUUUUGGUUGAUAUUCUCCAUAAUGGGAGUGCAGUUUUUCGGCGGGAAGUUCUUUAAAUGCGUCAAUGAAUACGGGGACCUUUUGCCUUUAGAGAUAGUAAAUGAUAAAUGGGAGUGCUAUUAUAAUAAUUUCUCUUGGAUCAAUUCCAAGAUAUCAUUUGACCAUGUUGGUGUAGCAUAUUUAGCGUUAUUCCAAGUGGCGACAUUUGAAGGCUGGAUGGAAGUAAUGGCCGAUGCAGUGGACGCUAGAGGGGUGGACUUGCAACCGGCAAGAGAAGCCAAUCUUUACGCUUAUAUUUAUUUUGUUAUUUUCAUCGUUUGUGGAUCGUUCUUCACUCUCAAUCUGUUUAUAGGAGUAAUUAUAGAUAACUUUAAUAUGCUCAAGAAAAAGUACGAAGGAGGAGUAUUAGAAAUGUUUCUCACAGAAAGCCAAAAACAUUAUUACACAGCAAUGAAGAAACUUGGGAGAAAGAAGCCUCAGAAAGUAAUAAAACGGCCAAGAAAUCAGUUUCUUGCAAUGUUCUACGAUUUAUCGAACUCUAGACGCUUCGAAAUAGCUAUUUUUGUGUUAAUAUUCCUUAACAUGCUCACCAUGGGGAUCGAGCAUUAUGAUCAACCACAUUCUGUUUUCUUCAUCUUAGAAGUGAGCAACGCGUUUUUCACAACAGUAUUUGGACUUGAGGCAAUAGUGAAAAUCGUCGGUCUAAGGUAUCACUACUUCACUGUGCCAUGGAACGUGUUCGAUUUUCUCUUGGUACUGGCUUCGAUCCUGGGAAUACUAAUGGAAGAUAUAAUGAUUGAUUUACCCAUUUCGCCUACUUUACUGCGGGUGGUUAGAGUCUUUCGUAUAGGGAGAAUUUUAAGACUGAUUAAAGCCGCUAAAGGCAUUAGAAAACUGCUGUUUGCGUUAGUGGUGUCUCUGCCAGCGCUGUUCAACAUCGGCGCUCUUCUUGCCUUGAUUACGUUCAUUUACGCGAUCAUAGGCAUGUCCGUGUUUGGUCACGUCAAGGAACAGGGCGCUCUGAACGAUAUUGUUAACUUCCAGACUUUCGGAAGGAGCAUGCAAUUACUUUUUCGGCUCAUGACUUCAGCAGGAUGGAAUGAUGUUUUGGAGUCUCUCAUGAUUCAACCACCCGCCUGCAGAUUAGGAGAUCCAACUAUACCAGGAGACCAUGGCAACUGCGGAAGCCCACUUCUUGCCAUCACCUACUUUACUUCUUUCAUUAUUAUCAGCUAUAUGAUUGUUAUCAACAUGUACAUAGCUAUUAUUUUGGAAAAUUUCAAUCAAGCUCACCAAGAAGAAGAAAUUGGGAUUGUUGAAGACGAUUUAGAAAUGUUUUACAUUAGAUGGUCGAAAUAUGAUCCCCACGCCACACAAUUCAUAAGCUUUACCCAACUCUCCGACUUUAUUGCAUCCUUAGACCCUCCCCUCGGCAUACCUAAACCCAACACGGUGGCUCUAGUCAGCUUCAACCUUCCCAUUGCAAGAGGAAACAAAAUUCAUUGCCUUGACAUCCUUCACUCUUUAGUCAAACAUGUAUUAGGCCAUGUCGAAGAAACAGACACAUUCAGACAACUACAGGAACAAAUGGACAUCAAGUUCAAGAAGCAAUUCCCAACUAGAAAAGAACUAGAGAUUGUAUCAUCAACAAGAAUAUGGAAAAGGGAAGACAAGGCAGCCCGGAUGAUACAACGAUCUUGGAGGGAAUACGUCAAGCGAAAGAACCGCAGUCCUUCCAAUGAAGAGGAAAGUACAAAGUGGUCACCAGGUGGAGGUUGGGGCGGCCGUCUCAGUGCCCUCUUGCAUGUCAGAAGAAGUUCUCACGCGUCCAGCAGAAAGUCUUCGCGAGCGUCUGACGCCUCAGAUCUUAGUGAACUUGGAGGUGCCUGGUUAAACUUGCCGUUGCUAUUGCUGCCGGGUGCGACUCCCGGUGAUCAAGCUGCGGCAAGCGGAUCGGAAUCAGCACCACCGCGAAGGAGAUCAGCAUAUGGUUUGCCUUUAUUCCUGAGACACCAAGAUGCUGUCGACGAGGACGGCGGUGGCCCAAAACGCGCAGGUUCCCUUCGUAUAACAUCGCGGAGAAAUUCAGCUCGCAGGGCAACGACACCUGCUCGGGCGCGUACUCCUUCCCCUCACGCUACCAACAGCGAAGUGAGCAUCCUUGUAACCGAGGCGUCACCAGACGCUGCGCCGCUCCCCACUGCACCCCCCACAGUGGUCAGAGUCCUCGUGCAUCGAGAAAGCGACGAACAACCCAGCUGAUCUACGACCGCCGAGCCCGAAGAGGCUCAAACCCAAUAGUUAUUAACCCUUAGCUCCCAAGGACUAGCAAGCUAGUUUGUCAGACACAGAAUCGAGUGUCAAAAGAUCGAAUAUUGUGUUCACACACAACCGUGCACGGUGAUAAUGGAUAGUGUAAUGUGAUUUAAAAAAAGUUAGCUUAACCACGUCUAUAGAUAUUUAAAAAUCGAAAGUUUAAAGAGCCCCUAAAGUAGAUUAAGGCCGCAGUCCAAAAUGGUAUAAGCUUAUAUAAUUUUAUUUGAAUUAAAAAAAAAACGUUAGAGUUGUCUAACCAGAUACUUCGCGAAAAAGUUUUUAUCGAUUCAUCGAUUCCAUAAGCUUAAAUUAAAUCGAUAGUUCAAUGAGAUGCUACUUUAACAUUCUUUUUUAUCUAAGCUUUAUUAGAGACGCAGAUUUGUUCGUAUUAUGUAUAGCAGUUUUAUAUUUAAUUAAGAUUCGAGACUUGUCUCUGAAAGGGUUGUAAAUUUUGUUGAUGUAAAUAUUAGCUAUUUGUAUAUGAGAACGACUGAUAAUGUCAUCUAAGUCGAUGCUUAUAAAAUGAAAUAUGAAUAUCUAUGUUGAAGUGCACAGCAAAUCAUCUGUUAUUAAGAAUUAAUUUUAUACAUCUUUCCAUACUUUCUUUCAUCCGACUUUGAAAUGAUAGACAUUUCAAGGUUUAUGGUCCGCUGUUCACUUAACAAAGAUAUUUGAUACUUAUAAUCAAGUGAACACAAGUAUUUUUUCUCAUAAUUAUAGAAACGCAGUAACACUGAUAAUUAUAAUAAAAGAAUGCGCCGUUUCAUGUGGUCCCUAUCAAGGAAUGUUCAUUUCUAUUGGUUAUAGUAAAAUGUUAAGGCAAAAGCAUUUUAACGUGACAUUAUUUAAAUCUCUUAUUGGGAUACUUAUACCAGGUCUCCUCACUACAUUUGUUACACUUAACAAUAGUGUAACCAACCAGAAUAUACAAAGCUCCAGACCUUAGUAACCAGCAAACGCUCUAAAAAUACUCAUUGACACAGCAAUAGGAAACCUUAGAAGAAUUUAUAAAACGUCAAUUUUCGCCUUUUAAUCGUAGGUUAGAUAAUAAAUUGUUUUAUACGUCGGAAAACGAUGUACCAAUUUUAGAUAUAAUAGAGUGUAGGUAUUCUGUUUUGGAGCCAUUUGAAAUAACAGUUUUUUUCUGACACUAAGGGUCGUAUUCUAGAACUCUACUCAAUGCUC
Molecule: messenger RNA, 7719 nt
Organism: Hyposmocoma kahamanoa
Lineage: Eukaryota; Metazoa; Arthropoda; Insecta; Lepidoptera; Cosmopterigidae
Gene: SC1
Product: sodium channel protein 60E
Exons: 30
Coding region: 1-6480 (2159 amino acids)
Biological process (GO): sodium ion transmembrane transport; neuronal action potential; membrane depolarization during action potential
Cellular component (GO): voltage-gated sodium channel complex; plasma membrane
Molecular function (GO): voltage-gated sodium channel activity
Source: RefSeq, a predicted model, not a curated record